AUGUCCUCACCAGGUAUGUUCUCACGCCCCGAUGGCACCAACAUCGCCGAAAUCGAUACGACAGAAUUCGUCCAUUGGGUUACGGUAGAUUUCACUAGAUUUGGCGGACGAACCAAGCCUCACAGCGGCGACCGGAUGAUGCGUCUUAUGGCCGAGCAGUGUCGAUCCGGAGUUGCUACUAUUACAUCUACGCCUCUGCACCACACUCAACCAUGCUGUCUCUCGUUGUCCGUCGUGGGGGAUGCUGAGCUUGUACGUGUUCAUAUUCUGUGGCGUGCAGCUGAGAUUGCUGAUUCGCAUUGGGAGGAGAUUAUGGCCGGUAAUCUGUUGGUUGAUACUCAGCGUAUUCUGGGUGAUGAUCCCAGGGGGUCUCGUAAUAAAGUCGACGGGGCUUAG
Molecule: messenger RNA, 396 nt
Organism: Penicillium hordei
Lineage: Eukaryota; Fungi; Ascomycota; Eurotiomycetes; Eurotiales; Aspergillaceae
Exons: 1
Coding region: 1-396 (131 amino acids)
Source: RefSeq, a predicted model, not a curated record